AACUUUGAAGAUGGGGGACUUAAAAAAUGACGGUGAUCAGCAUAUUCACGAGUGUCGUGCCCUGAAGUUUAUUCUAAACUUUAUGCUGAAGUUCAACAACUUUCCAGUCUCAGAGUAUUUCACUGGUAAAGAGUGUGGGCCAUGUCAGAAAGGUUGGAUUGAGUUUCACACAAAGUGCUAUCUGUUCUUGGAAGGUUUACCUUAUAGAACCUGGGAGCAGAGUCAGCAGUACUGCAAAAACAAAGCUGCAGAUCUGGUUACUGUCGAUAACUUGCAGGAACAGGAAUUUCUCAGUAAUCACAGUACCUACUACUAUGACAAGCAUCAUGGAUACUGGUUGGGGCUACGUGAAGUUAACAACAUUUGGCAAUGGCCUGAUGGACGCAACGACACUCUUCGGUACUGGAUGGAUCAAACUGUUGAUCCACCCUUUGGUGGCUCUGGUCCAUACGUUCUGUUGAUCCCUGGAAGACCUCCAACAAAGAGCUGGGACACGAUUAGCGUUACAACUCUGAGAGUGGACCCAUCGCCAGGGAAUUUCCAGAAGUACUUCUGA
Messenger RNA from Fundulus heteroclitus (mummichog), 556 nucleotides. RefSeq names its product C-type lectin domain family 4 member G-like. The record is from RefSeq and is a predicted model, not a curated record. The transcript is spliced from 5 exons. Lineage: Eukaryota; Metazoa; Chordata; Actinopteri; Cyprinodontiformes; Fundulidae. Bases 11 to 556 code for a protein of 181 amino acids.